GGCAGAGGGAAGUGGCGCCGCGGCAGCUGCACAAGAUGGAGGAUCCUUGAGCAUCAGCGGCAGCCACUCGGCCGGCCUGUCUGGCGGGGGAGGUGUUUGGAUCUGUCCGGGUCCGUCCGUCCCCCCCCGGGGCAGGGGCAGGGGCAGGGCCAGGGCCGCUUGUCUCCCAGCUCUCGGGUUUGCCUGUCCCUGCCUUGGGGGCUCUGCCUCCCUCCCCCGCGUGAGCUGGUCACCGCGCACGGCCCCCGGGCAUUAUCCCAGGGAGCCCCGAGGGGGCCGGCCCGGGGUGAGCUCGCCAGUGUCUCGUCCCUUCCCCUCCCCGCCGCUCCGGCCCUGCCGUUCUCCCUCCGCGGCGCCUCUGGCCCUAGGAGGGGAAUAAUCCGAGCUCGGGCUGCCGCGGCUGCCCGGCGUCCCAUCCGAGCAUGGCAGCGUGCUCUGAGCUCGCUGGCCCCCUGCGAGGAGACCGGUAAAUAUCGGGCCCUUUCUAGAGAGGGGAAUUGAGAAAUGGAGAGGCCCAGGCGGUAGUGCUAGGAUAAAAGGGUUGCCUCUGAUAAAGGAAAAAUGGCUUUCAGCAAAGGAUAUCGUGUCUAUCACAAACUGGAUCCACCUCCAUUCAGUGUGAUAGUGGAAACCAGAAAUAAGGAAGAGUGCCUCAUGUUUGAGUCUGGAGCUGUGGCUGUCCUCUCAUCUGCAGAGAAAGAGGCAAUCAAGAGCACAUACUCCAAAGUAAUGGAUGCAUAUGGACUUUUAGGUGUAUUAAGGUUAAAUCUGGGAGACACUUUGUUACAUUAUCUGGUUCUAGUCACAGGAUGUAUGUCUGUGGGAAAGAUUCAAGAAUCUGAAGUUUUUCGAGUUAUUUCCACUGAAUUCAUAUCAUUACGAAGUGACCAUUCAGAUGAAGAUCGUAUUUCAGAAGUGCGCAAAGUUUUGAACUCAGGGAAUUUUUAUUUUGCAUGGUCUGCUACUGGGGUCAGUUUAGAUCUUAGUCUUAAUGCUCACCGUAGCAUGCAAGAACACACCACUGACAAUAGAUUUUUCUGGAACCAAUCACUGCAUUUGCAUCUUAAGCAUUAUGGUGUGAACUGUGAUGACUGGUUAUUGCGUCUCAUGUGUGGAGGAGUAGAGAUUAGAACAAUUUAUGCAGCUCACAAACAGGCAAAGGCUUGCCUCAUUUCACGACUAAGCUGUGAACGAGCUGGGACCAGGUUUAAUGUACGGGGAACAAAUGAUGAUGGUCAUGUUGCUAAUUUUGUUGAAACAGAACAGGUGAUAUUCCUAGAUGACAGUGUGUCUUCCUUCAUACAAAUUCGUGGAUCUGUCCCAUUAUUUUGGGAGCAGCCUGGUCUGCAGGUGGGAUCCCAUCGUGUCAGAAUGUCAAGGGGAUUUGAAGCAAAUGCACCGGCUUUUGACAGGCAUUUCCGAACACUUAAAAAUGUAUAUGGCAAGCAAAUUAUUGUAAAUUUACUUGGGGCAAAAGAAGGGGAGCACAUGCUUAGCAAAGCCUUCCAGAGCCACUUGAAAGCCUCUGAACAUGCUAUUGAUAUCAAAAUGGUGAACUUUGACUAUCAUCAAAUGGUUAAAGGCGGAAAGGCAGAAAAACUACACAGCGUGCUUAAACCUCAAGUCCAAAAAUUCUUAGAAUGUGGAUUUUUUUAUUUCGAUGGAAAGGAAGUUCAAAGAUAUCAAAGUGGUACUAUCAGGACAAACUGCUUGGACUGUCUGGAUAGAACAAACAGUGUGCAGGCUUUCUUUGGCUUAGAGAUGCUAACAAAGCAACUGGAGGUUUUAGGGUUAGCUGAGAAGCCUCAGUUGGUUACUCGCUUCCAGGAAGUUUUCCGGUCCAUGUGGUCUGUGAAUGGUGAUUCUGUCAGUAAAAUAUAUGCAGGAACUGGAGCUCUUGAAGGAAAGGCUAAGGCUGGAAAGCUGAAGGAUGGUGCUCGUUCUGUGACCAGAACAAUUCAAAAUAACUUUUUUGAUAGCUCCAAGCAGGAGGCCAUUGAUGUUUUGUUAUUGGGGAAUACCCUAAAUAGUGAUUUAGCAGAUAAAGCACGGGCUCUCUUAACCACCAGCAGUUUACGUGUUUCAGAGCAGUCAUUGCAAUCAGCAUCUAUAAAAGCACUAAAGGGUAUGUGUGAAAAUUUUUAUAAGUAUUCAAAGCCAAAAAAAAUUCGAGUAUGUGUUGGAACAUGGAAUGUCAAUGGUGGGAAGCAAUUUCGAAGCAUUGCUUUUAAAAAUCAGACACUUACUGACUGGCUUCUAGAUGCACCAAAGUUAGCUGGUAUCCAUGAAUUCCAAGAUCGAAGAAGCAAACCUAUUGACAUAUUUGCCAUUGGAUUUGAAGAAAUGGUUGAGUUAAAUGCAGGAAACAUUGUGAAUGCAAGCACAACCAAUCAGAAGCUGUGGGCUGCUGAACUGCAAAAGACCAUUUCAAGAGAUUACAAAUAUGUGCUGCUGGCUUCUGAGCAAUUGGUGGGCGUCUGUCUCUUUGUGUUCAUCAGACCCCAGCUUGCUCCUUUUAUCAGGGAUGUUGCUGUUGAUACUGUAAAGACUGGUAUGGGAGGAGCUACUGGUAAUAAAGGUGCAGUAGCAAUUCGAAUGUUGUUUCACACAUCCAGUCUUUGCUUUGUCUGUAGUCACUUUGCUGCAGGGCAAUCACAAGUCAAAGAGAGAAACGAAGACUACAUAGAAAUAGCCCGAAAACUCAGUUUCCCAAUGGGAAGGCUCCUCUUUUCCCAUGACUAUAUAUUUUGGUGCGGCGAUUUUAAUUAUCGUAUAGAUCUUCCUAAUGAGGAAGUGAAGGAGUUAAUUCGCCAGCAGAAUUGGGAUUCCCUUAUUGCAGGAGAUCAACUUGUCAACCAGAAAAAUGCUGGACAGAUCUUUAGGGGAUUCUUAGAGGGAAAGAUAACUUUUGCACCCACAUACAAAUAUGACUUGUUUUCUGAUGACUAUGACACCAGUGAAAAAUGUCGCACGCCAGCAUGGACAGAUCGUAUUCUUUGGAGAAGAAGAAAAUGGCCAUUUGACCGAUCAGCUGAAGACCUGGAUCUUCUGAAUGCUAGUUUUCAGGAUGAAAGUAAUAUCCUUUACACAUGGAAUCCUGGUACUUUGUUGCACUAUGGAAAAGCAGAGCUGAAAACGUCUGAUCAUAGGCCUGUUGUUGCACUGAUUGACAUAGAUAUAUUUGAAGUUGAGGCAGAAGAGAGACAGAAAAUUUAUAAGGAGGUGAUUGCUGUGCAGGGACCACCUGAUGGUACUGUCAUGGUCUCCAUCAAAAGCUCUUCACCAGAAGAAAACUAUUUUAAUGAUAUUUUGAUUGAUGAACUUCUUCAAAAGUUUGCAACGUAUGGUGAAGUUAUACUUAUAAGGUUUGUAGAAGACAAAAUGUGGGUAACAUUUUUGGAAGGAAACUCUGCUUUGAGUGCUCUGAACCUGAAUGGUAUUGAGGUUUUAGGAAGGAUCAUAAACAUAAACUUGAAAAACUCAGACUGGAUCAGAAGUUUGGAAGAGGAGAUGAAUCUAGAGAAGAUGGUUGGAUUGCCUUCAUCAACCAGCUCCACUUUGCUUUGUGAAGAUGCUGAGGUUUCUGCAGACUAUGAUAUGGAAGGUGAUAUUGAUGACUAUAGUACUGAAGUGGAAGAAAUUUUUCCUCAACAUCUACAGCCAGGUACAAGUUCUGGCCUUCGAACCUCACCAGGCUCUUCACCUCGUUCCAGUCCCUGCCAAUCACCCACGUUGUCAGAUGGACCACUACCCACCCUUCCAGUGAGACCAAGUCGAGCACCUACAAGAACUCCUGGACCACCUAUAUCCUCAAAAUGUUCUCCAGUUGAUUUUCAACCAAUUACACAACAGAAAGAGUCUACUCCGAGCUUAGAGCCUAAACGUCUUCCUCCGCCUCGCCCAGUGGCUCCACCUACACGGCCUGCUCCACCACAGAGACCACCCCCACCAUCAGGGGGUAGAAGUCCUGCACCUGCUAGAAAAGAAUUUGGAGGUCUUGGAGCUCCUCCCAGUCCUGGGAUAGCAAGGAGAGAAAUAGAAGUUCAAAAAAGCCCUGGAACACAAAGAAAAGAUAAUUUAGUUCGUAGUCAGCCUCCACUUUCAGCUGGAUUCACAAGCACAGGAACUGUUGGAUAUAGUGCAGCCAGACCGACUGUUCCACCCCGAGCUGGAGUUAUUAGUGCACCACAAAGCCAUGUCCGUCCGUCUGUGGGGAGGCCAACACCUGAAACCCAAACCAAGCCAGCUGAACCACCAAGAGUGUCACCUUUGCUUCCUGAACCACUUAAACCGCAGGCCAUAGUUCCUCUUCAACCCACCAUUCAGCCACCAUCGGUUCAAAAAAUGCAGGAGCCUCUUAUGCCUAUGAUGAUGCAUACAUCUCAGACAACUCCUCCACAGAAUCUGGAAGCACCACCGCAACCACCUCCCCGGAGCAGGUCAUCCCACAGCUUGCCUUCAGAAUCGGUGCCUUCACAACAGCAAAUUAAAGCAAAUGGAGUCUAUGGCAUUAAACUUGAAACACAGUUAAACAAUGACCCUUUUGAAGAUCUGUCAUUUAAUCUUCUUGCUGCAUCAAAGGUUCAGACAUCUGUUCGAAUAUCACCUGUUCCAACUUUAAACCAAAAGGAGUUGACUUGGUUGCCUUCUGCAACACAAAGCAAUGUUAACAGUUUGGAUACUGUAAACUGCAUGCCAGCAAUGCCUCCUAAUCCAGCCUAUAGCAAAUCCCAGGAACAUGUACACAGCUCUCCAAAUUUGUUGGUUACCAGACUGAACAGCACAAAUCCUUUCACUGAAAGAAUAGUUAAUGCUGGAAACCCAUUUAGAACUGAAACGCGAGAACCUGAAGUAACUUCACAACUUUUAAUAGAAGGACCUGCUGCUUGUAACCCUUUUCCCUCUCUAAAUCAUCCAAAUCCUAGUAAAGGCAAGCCUAUGUUCUCUAUCAAUGCUUUUGAAGACAAUUUUUGUUUGCAAAGUAAAUCUUCUAUCGUGAAAAAUACAAAACCAAAAGGAUGGGUAACAUUUGAGGAAGAGGAGGAUUCCAGUGUAAAAUUAAAGACGUCCUCUGAAUGUGUUACAGAAUUCAAGAGAGUCAGUUCCAGGAAACCUACUGGUUUUCCAGAUUUAGUGGGCACUGAACCAAAUAUAUUUCCUGGCUCAGACUUUACCUUUGAAAAUGACUGGAAUUCUGCUGAUUCCUUCUACAUGCUGCCAGCAAGAAGACCACCUGCACCUCCUGUACCAUCAAGAAUAACCCAGACUAUAUCCCCUGCAGAUCCUUUUGCCUUGUUGGCACCUAAAGUGUCACCAACACAAGAUUUUACAGAAAGAUAGACAUUCUAAAAUACAAGAGAUUUUAAGUUUUUUGCUAGGUGUAUCCAAAAGAAUAAUUGGGCAUUGAGGUUAUUCUGUGUGCAAUAAUUCAUUGUCAAAUGCACUGAACCUUAACUCUAUUCAUAGCAACCACUGUUUAUGUACAAAUUUUGAAUAUGUAUAUAUGGUAGUGCACAAAAGAAUUGUCCCCAAUUACUAUAAAUUUAGAUGUAGUCAUAUUGAAAUGAUUAGUCGUUAAUCCUCAUAGAAUGUACAACUCUUGGAAAUUAGUCUUUGUUUAUGAAGCACUUUCUUUCUGUUCUUCUCAGAGGAAUUUCAAAAUGCUCAUGAGACUUCCAGCUGUUAAACCCCUCCAGUCCCUUUUUACUGUUUGGUAACUGAUAUUUAUAAAUAUUUACCAAAGAACAGCAAAGUUUAAUCAAAAUAUUGAAUGUGGACAGGUACUAUUUAGAAAGUAAUUUAUAACAGAGGUUAUGUAGCUUAGUAAGGCUUAAUUAUAUUUAAAUUUGAGGCACAAACUAAAAUAGUUACUUUCAAAAUACAAAGAAGACCUCAUACUAAUAUAGUAAAUAUUAAAUUUAUUGACUUUUUUGUCUAGUAAUUUCCACCGUUUGUUGAUGUAAACUUAGAAUAGCUAUUUAUUAUUCAAUUUCAUUCAUUUAUUCAUCAUUCUCUUAAAGGCUUUUUUUCCCCAGAAAUUGGAAACUACUAAUAUUACAAAAUGCUUUCUUUUCACCCUUUUAAAAAAAUAAAUCCCAUUUUUCAUCUUUUGCUUUGAUGUUUAAAACCAGGCUCCCGCUGUAAAGAUAUGAGUGAGGAAAUAAGCAAUUAUGCAGUGACUUCAGGAGUGUGUUUUGGACACCAUAUUGCCCAGUUUCAUCCCUCUCUACUAACUGCUAUAUUUUCAAAACCUUGCCUUCAGCAGAGAAAGCAGGAGAGCAGCAACCCUCUGAGCUGAAUGGUACUAUUCUAUCAGCCUUCUGUGUGUGAUAAAUCAGCAUUCUUCCCUCCCCCAGAGGUUGUAAACACCACAUUUGUGGUGCUGCUUUGAAGAUAGUGGAGGCUACGUCUUUUCACAUAGGAUACUGUAAAUAUGCAACUGGUCCUGUUUCUAUAGUUUUCUGAAGUUCACGGUAUUUGCAUAAAAUGUGGUAUUUUGGUAUCUUGAAGGAAUUUAAAAUAACAAAGAUUUCUUUAGCAACACUUAUGUAUGCUAAAGAAAUGGUAAUGUUCCUUACACUGUAUCUUUUAUAACAUGACUUUUAUAUAAAAAGUUGUGUACAUUCAUCAAAAUUUUGUUAUGAGAUGUAUUGGGGGUGAGCCACCAUACACACCUGCACUUAUUGGCUUAGCAAACAAUUUAUGCUAUUUUUGCAACAUUUGUAAGUGAAUCAUAGUUAUUAGUAUUACAUUUAUAGCAGCAAAAGAAUAUGACAAUACUACUUCUAAAUUCUCCAAUACUAUCAAAAUAUUCCAUUCAGAAAUAAUCCACUCUUCCUUUAACAGUAUAAUUAGGAGAUGCUGUUGGAUAGAAGUUACAGUAGUGAGUUUUAUAUUGUGCUUUUCUUCUGUUCACGUCAUUAAAAAGUUCUUGUAAAUUUUAAACACAGUACCUGUGAUAAACUUUGUGCUUCAAUAUGUGAGUUAACUAGUUUAAACUGUGGCUAUUAACAUCUGUGUGACUGGUGGGUUUGGUAUACAGUCUUUCAUUAGCAAAACAAUUUUGUUUUGGAAACUUUGCUUGUGCAAAUUGCAGUUUUGUGAUAAAUAUGUUCCUUGAUGAAUAUUUAAUUACAGUGCUUACAAACUGCUGUCUAAAUAUACUUAAUAUACAGCACCUCAACACUUAUAUGGGAUUAAAGAGUUUGACAAAAUACUGCACAAAAAGAUGCUAAUAUAUAGAGUACAACUAGCUAACCACUCUAAUGUGUAUUACUGGAAAUAAUUACUACCAAAAGUACUUAAAUACUGAGAAGUAAAAUUAGAAAUGCUAAACGUAUUUUCAUGAAUUGUGUUCCCCGUAGUAAAUUGCUCUGUUAAUGUGUAACAAUUUUAUUGCUUGUGGCACACAACAUUUAUGGCAGUAUACUUUAUAAAACUGCAGUAUUAAAACUCGGUGGCAUACAACAUUCCGUACCAAUCCUGUGAAAUGCAGUAAUGUAUUAUUGAAGUAAAUAUACCUGUCUU
Molecule: messenger RNA, 7527 nt
Organism: Dermochelys coriacea (leatherback sea turtle)
Lineage: Eukaryota; Metazoa; Chordata; Testudines; Dermochelyidae
Gene: SYNJ1
Product: synaptojanin 1
Exons: 32
Coding region: 562-5340 (1592 amino acids)
Biological process (GO): synaptic vesicle endocytosis; phosphatidylinositol dephosphorylation; brain development
Cellular component (GO): presynapse; perinuclear region of cytoplasm
Molecular function (GO): RNA binding; phosphatidylinositol-4,5-bisphosphate 5-phosphatase activity
Source: RefSeq, a predicted model, not a curated record